GUAUGAGAACUACUCCGACUGUGGCCCUAGAAACAAUGCUAGGACUCCUGCCAUUACACAUAUACAUACAAAAAGAAGCGGCUGCCACAGCUCUUCGGUUGAAAAAUCUAAACCUAUGGACAUCUUUCAGCUCACCGCACAAGAGGAUCUAUGACAAUAUGAUCUCAAAACUCCCCAUGCUGGAAGCGCCAAUUGACCAAAUACCAAAAACUAUGAUCUUCUGGAAAGACUACGCCAUAUCGUUAACAGAAGAUCCUAAAGAAGGACUAGACCAAACAAAACUAAGAAUAUUCACAGAUGGCUCAAAAACAAACACAGGAACAGGAUGUGGUGUCUUCUCAGAGGACCUGAACAUACACAUCUCAAAACCCCUGGGCGAAUACAACACAGUAUUCCAAGCUGAAUGCGUAGGUAUAAUAGAAGCUUGCAAUGCCAUAACAAGACGAAAAGUGAAACACGAGAAUAUACUAAUACUGUCAGACAGUAAAUCAGUACUACAAGCGCUAGGCAGUGACAAACUAACUUCAGAACUUAUACUGGAAUGUCAUCGAAGACUUACUGAGGUGAGCAAGGAAGGCAACAAAGUAACAAUCCAAUGGAUAAAGGGGCAUAGUGGAUCAAGAGGAAACGAUGCAGCGGAUGAACUAGCCAGGAAAGGCUCAGAGACACCGGCAUACGGACCCGAGCCCAUUAUACCCCUUCCAAUAUCCUACAUACACAACCAACUAGACCUACAUCACAGACAACUGCACAAUAAGUACUGGAAUGAAAUGGACACAUGCAGGCAGACUAUAGAUAUUUUACCGGAACUGAACUACAAGCUCACCAAAAUACUACUGAAAACACCUAGGCAACAACUACGUAAAAUAAUAGGACUUAUCACAGGACAUAACACACUAAACAAACACCUACACAAUAUGGGUAAAACGGACAGCCCCUUGUGCAGAGCAUGCAUGGAAGAAGAGGAAACAACAAAACACAUACUCCUAGAAUGCAAACAGGUAGAAACAUACAGGAACAAAUACCUAGGAACUCCGAGCACACUAAAAGAGGCAGUCAGCAACCUGAAAACACUGCUAGGUUUCAUGGAGGAGCUGGGGUGGUUAGAGUAG
Cydia amplana is the source of this 1112-nucleotide messenger RNA. RefSeq lists its product as uncharacterized. The transcript is spliced from 2 exons. Gene Ontology annotation, molecular function: nucleic acid binding; RNA-DNA hybrid ribonuclease activity. The record is from RefSeq and is a predicted model, not a curated record. Gene Ontology annotation, biological process: DNA replication, removal of RNA primer. The coding region runs from base 3 to 1112 and encodes 369 amino acids. NCBI's taxonomy places the organism in Eukaryota, Metazoa, Arthropoda, Insecta, Lepidoptera, Tortricidae.